AUGACUGGCGACUUGGUCAGUUCAGAGGUCGCGAAAAUGCCCCGUCGCUCUGAACGCAUCUCGCAAAAAGCUGUAUCUAUGGGCAUUCGAUCUGCCAAUCCGGGUGUGAGGCGGAAGUCAAACUCUACAGCAAGGAGUCAUAUCGCAUCCAGGAAGGGAUUGUCAACUCGACCUUUCCCGCCUAUACACGUCGAGCAUUUCGGGAUAAUUCAAAGUCUACUAUGUUACGAGCCGUUUUGGCUUCUCGUCGCUGUCACGCUUUUGAACAAGACACCAGGCCAGUCUGCACGCCCAAUAUUCUGGAGGAUCAAAGAUCGCUACCAAGACCCGCCUUCCUUAGCAGCAGCAGACCAAGACGAGCUCAGUCAAAUGAUCCGCACGCUCGGCUUACAGACCCAGCGGUCCAACAGGAUAAUCAAACUUGCCACGACCUGGACUCGCUCGCCUCCACGCAAGGGCGUUCGUUACAGAACCCGUAACUAUCCUCUGCAGGGUCAAGGAAAGGAGCUGGAUGUCCAAGUCGAAACAGACGCCGUAGAGUGUGCCGGAGCACUCGAAAUCGGCCAUCUUGCGGGCUGUGGGCCGUACGCAUGGGACAGCUGGAGGAUCUUUUGCCGGGACAUACUCCGCGGAGUUGCAGACGACUACAAUGGAUUACAUGCCCUACCAGAAUUCGUUCCGGAGUGGAAGCGUGUCCGCCCACUAGACAAAGAGCUGCAGGCAUGUUUGCGCUGGAUGUGGCUACGUGAAGGCUGGAUAUGGACACCUGGUACGGAUAGUAAACGCAGAGUGACGGAGCAGGAAAUGGAGAGUGCGGUGCAAGGUGGAAGUUUUGCACACGAGUUGUAG
Molecule: messenger RNA, 849 nt
Organism: Recurvomyces mirabilis
Lineage: Eukaryota; Fungi; Ascomycota; Dothideomycetes; Mycosphaerellales; Teratosphaeriaceae
Exons: 1
Coding region: 1-849 (282 amino acids)
Biological process (GO): base-excision repair
Cellular component (GO): nucleus
Molecular function (GO): catalytic activity; DNA binding
Source: RefSeq, a predicted model, not a curated record